Homalodisca vitripennis (glassy-winged sharpshooter) is the source of this 513-nucleotide messenger RNA. RefSeq lists its product as uncharacterized. The coding region runs from base 92 to 442 and encodes 116 amino acids. The transcript has 4 exons. The record is from RefSeq and is a predicted model, not a curated record. Lineage: Eukaryota; Metazoa; Arthropoda; Insecta; Hemiptera; Cicadellidae.
AAAUGGUGGGAGCAGGCGGCCUACAAUAACGAGAGGGUGGAAGGCAAAGCGAGGUGCGUCCAUACAAUAUACAGUCUCACCCCGUCUGGCAAUGGCGGUCGUGACGGUGGAGAACCGGGCCAUCGUGGAAAAAACAAACAAAUGGGAAGGAAUCAACGGUACGGCGUUCGAGGCGGACCCGAGCAAGAAUGAGGGAAAAACUGAUCGUUUCUUUCCCAGUUGGGAUUUUCGGACACGUGGAGGGACCCUAUUGGGUGUUAGGAACCGACUACAAUACUUACACUGUUGUAUACAGCUGUCAAAACUUUUUAUUCUUCUGGCGAUACUAUACAAUCUGGUUUUCUCGGUAGAUACCAGAUAUUCCCUACGGACGAAGAUCAAGCGGACUUUUUCAGAAAAGCAAACCAAGUCUUGGAGGUACAUAACUUUGACCCUUCCAUGAUGCAUCUUUCCAAUCAGAUGAACUGUAAUAUAUAGAUCUAAGAUGAUAAUUAUAACGUGUUUAAUAAAUUA